ACCGUUUCCAGGCCCUGUUGGGACGGACUGCUCAAAACAGCUUCUGCUACUCCCUCGCACGAGGCGACUGGUCCGCGGCUAGGGUUUCGCGUCCAGCCCCCGCCGCCGGCCGUCUUUCUUGUUUCUCUUUUGUGCAGCAAAGCAUGGAAAAGGAUAUGCCUCCGCCGCCGCAUAUGCCUCAGGAAAACCCCUUGCCGGCGUUCUCCGACGAUAUCACCACCACCUUCUCCGACGAGCAUCCGAGCCCCCUGUUGUCGCCUUCCUUCUCCCUCGACUCUGCUCCCGAAUCCGAUGCCUCCUCUUCCACCUUGGUGGUCUCGGACGUUUCCUCUGGCUCCGAACCUAUCGUGACCAGGAAAACUUGGCCUCGCGUGCGCAUGUGGCCGGCAGCUGAUGAGAUUGCGCUUCUCGAUGCCGCCGUGGCGCUCCGACAGAAGCACGGCCAGUUGCCGUCACCCAAUGACCUCGCCGCCGAGCUCCGCGGCCGCCUCCUGUCGGACGACCGCCUCGCCGCUGACCAGAUCGCCAAGCGACUGAUCGCGCUCCGCUCCCGGUACAUCAACGCCGCGUUCCAGCUCUCCCGUGGCAUCAUCCCAGUGAAGGACGAUGACCUUAGGAUCUACAAGCUCUCCAAGCUCAUCUGGGAUGGCACCCGCAAGGGGAAGAAGGAGAAGAAGGUCCGUGUGGUCGACACGCGGCAGGAUCCGAUGGUGUUUGGCGAGCUGGCCAGGCUGCACCCUUGCCUCGCCGCGGAGGUGGAAGCAAUCGAAGCGGGGUGCGCCGCCGCUGCCGGGAUGCUGAAGAGGGCGUUCGGGCGCAUCGGCGAUAACAAGGCGGCGCAGCUGGAGGCGAAGGUGAAGAGGCAGCGAGUGGCGGAGGCAAAGGCGAGCGCGGAGCUUGACAGCCUGAGGAGGACUGUCGCCAGCGCGCUACUGAAAUUGAAGUGAAUGCUCCCGGAUUAUCGUUUGGAGAAGCUGGAGCCUAUCUAUAUGGCUUCAGUUCCAAACAAUUGGAUCCUGAAGUAGAAAAGAUCCGGAGCCACAAAUGAACUAGAAGGGUGGAGCAGGGUACGGUUGCUGCCCACCUUUACAAAGCUGCCUAUGGUGUUACCGAAAGGACCUGCUUUUUCUCCCCUUGUAAUGUUGCCCUACAUCCUGAACGCUGCUGCCUGACUGGAUGCUAUUGCUACCUCAUGUCUGGACGCUGUCGUUCCUGUUGCUACCAGGCCCUCUUCAUUUUGCUGGGGUAAUGGCCCCACUGAAAUUUCUGAUCUUGACAGGUACUUAAGUGGUUGUUUGGCUGUGUGCUUAAUGGAUAUUAAAUUGUGCUGUGUCUGAAAAUACCGAAAUAGUUCUUAUCUGAAGUUAUUUGCUCAUUAUGAAAGGUGCUUUAUGAGGAUCCAGUUAUAGCAUUUGAUGGCAAAAUACAGACAUUGAAAACUUCAUCAGGGAAAAUUCUGAAGUACGGGUCACUUAUUGUUUCUACUGGCUGUGAAGCUUCAAGGUAUAUUAACAAUGGUUAUGUGAAUGAUGUGCUUCUAAAUGUUCGGAAAACCAGAUUUCUUCUAUCCGUACCACGAUGAAUAGUUUUAUUAAACUUUCUACUCUUAAGAUGUCAGACAAACUUCUAUGCUAACCCAGUGAAAGUUCUUGUUGGUUAUACACACAAAUUGGAUACACAAACUUGAUACAUUCCACAUGAUUACAAUGAAUCUUAACAUUGUGUUUUGCUGCUCUUAGUACCAAUUCCCCUUUUUCAGAUUACCUGAAAAAAUUGGAGGGAAAUUACCCGGAGUUCACUACAUACGUGAUGUUGCUGAUGCUGAUUCUCUAGUAUCUUCACUGGGGAGAGCAAAGAAGGUUGCUGUUAUUGGUGGGGGCUAUAUUGGCAUGGAGGUAGCUGCAGCAGCUUGUGGCUGGAAUCUUCACACAACUGCCGCUACAUUAUGCCAAGAUUAUUUACACCUUCCCUUGCUAAGAAGUAUGAGGAACUGUAUCAGCAAAGUGGUGUCAAGUUCAUAAAGGUGAUGUUGCAUCAAGUAUUAAAGUUCAUUUGUUAGUUUUGUUUUAAUCGGUUUGAGUGUGUAUAUUUAUUGGUAACCAGGGAGUUCUUAUCGACAAGCUUGAAGCUGGCUCUGAUGGAAGGGUGUCUUCUGCUGUACUUAAGGAUGGGUCUAUUGUCGAAGCUGAUACAGCAGUGAUCUUGCCGUGCACUUGACUUGGAGUCAUCCUCUUAAUAUCAUUGUUGACGUAGAUGAUGGAGACUAUCAACUUGUACUUUGAAAGAAGAGCUUGAAAGAAAUAGAGGAAGCCUUAUAAGGAUUUAGUCAAGCCGGAGGAAGGCAAGGCUCCGCAUCAUGCAGGGUAGAUUUUCCUUUAGCCUCGGCCGGCAACCUGGAGUUGUCGGGAGAAGGCGACCAGCCGGCCAAAGAAGUCGAGAGGGGAGUGUCGUGCAGCAGUGGCUGCACUUUGGAACUGUCCGCAGAUGAGGCGCCAGGGUAGAAUGGCACAUCGAAAGGAGAAAGAGGAGAGGAGCAUACCGGGGAGAGGGGCGGCGGGUGGAAGGUGGACGCCGAGCUCGGGGUGAGCGUCAGCGGAGAGGAGGGGGGAAGCGGUCUCCAUGUUUCAAACUAAACCUACAGACCCAGUGCAGAGAGUUCUAAUGAGAGAUAACCUGAUUUGUUACUAUAACAGAGUGGCUUACCGUCUGAAAUUAGAUUACGUUACAAAACAAUGAAACAAACACCGUCUUAAUUUCAAGCUGAAACAACUAAGGACUCUAGCUAGAUAGAUUGGUAGACUGCAGUUGGUAACUAUCGAGUUAUAAUUUAUUUUUCUGAAUUAGCCAAUUACUAAUGUGUUACUAUUUCUUAAUUAGCAACCAUAUUUUUUAGGUACAUCCUUAACUUAUUAAGAAAAUUGUUAGUUUUAUUCUAACUUGCAUGUGAUCUUGCUUUUACUAAC
Messenger RNA from Phragmites australis (common reed), 2963 nucleotides. RefSeq lists its product as uncharacterized. Gene Ontology annotation, biological process: regulation of DNA-templated transcription. The transcript has 6 exons. Bases 144 to 947 code for a protein of 267 amino acids. NCBI's taxonomy places the organism in Eukaryota, Viridiplantae, Streptophyta, Magnoliopsida, Poales, Poaceae. Gene Ontology annotation, cellular component: nucleus. The record is from RefSeq and is a predicted model, not a curated record.